This is a messenger RNA of Drosophila obscura, 600 nucleotides long. RefSeq names its product protein aveugle (gene ave). Gene Ontology annotation, cellular component: cytoplasmic side of plasma membrane. Gene Ontology annotation, molecular function: protein binding. The record is from RefSeq and is a predicted model, not a curated record. NCBI's taxonomy places the organism in Eukaryota, Metazoa, Arthropoda, Insecta, Diptera, Drosophilidae. The transcript has 3 exons. Gene Ontology annotation, biological process: cell surface receptor protein tyrosine kinase signaling pathway. Bases 191 to 514 code for a protein of 107 amino acids.
UGAAAUACGCCGUCUUACCCUCUGAAAUAUACCACUAAAUACCGAUUUACGAUAUAGGACUAAAAAAUAUACCAUUAUGCAAAAUAUCGCAAACUAUCGUGUGUAUUGAAUGUUCAGAAACGCCAUCACCUUCGAACAGCUGUUCCAAUUAUUAAAUUCAAACUAAACAUUCAAUUAAAGGUAUUAAAUAAUGCCCGGCGAAGAAACAAUCAAUUCCACACAAAACAAAACGCGGACAAAGACUACGCGCCCGAAAGCCGUCUACCAGUGGACAGUAAGCGACGUGGUGAAAUGGUAUCGUCGCCACUGUGGCGAAUACUCGCAGUACGACCAGCUAUUUGUCCAGCACGACAUCACAGGGCGAGCGCUGCUGCGCAUUACAGACACCUCGCUGCAGCGCAUGGGAGUGACGGACAAUCGGGAUCGUGAGGCAAUUUGGCGCGAGAUUGUCAAGCAGCGCCUCAAAACAGAUAUAAUGGAGAUACGCGAUAUGGAGCGUCUCAACAUACGCUAGGGGGCAGGAGCUGCAGCAGUUAUUAGUUCAAGCUUUAUUUUAGAAUAGAAGUCUUACUGUUAGAAUAAACUACAUUUAAGAUCGGA